Messenger RNA from Stegodyphus dumicola, 2811 nucleotides. Its product is annotated as F-box/LRR-repeat protein 5-like. The record is from RefSeq and is a predicted model, not a curated record. Gene Ontology annotation, cellular component: SCF ubiquitin ligase complex. Gene Ontology annotation, biological process: intracellular iron ion homeostasis; SCF-dependent proteasomal ubiquitin-dependent protein catabolic process. NCBI's taxonomy places the organism in Eukaryota, Metazoa, Arthropoda, Arachnida, Araneae, Eresidae. Gene Ontology annotation, molecular function: protein binding.
UGUUUUGCUUUUACCUGGCUUUUAACCGUAACCAGGGUACUCAAGAUUGCGGAUAAUGUGACUGUUGAACAUGGCCCCAUAUCCAGAAGAAAUUGAUGUCUUUUCUGCUCCUCAUUCGAGGAUGAAACAAUUAGUAGAUGUUUAUUCGGAAAAGUUAACUUGUACGGAUUUUUCGGAUUAUGUUGCUUUGGAGUCUUUACUGCAUGAUCUUCAUCAUACUUUCUGCGAGUUCAAGUCUCAUGAACAGAUUGAAAACAAGUACAUCAUGAGGAAACUGAAAAAGCGUUUAAAAUCUUUAUCUAUCCAUGAUGCUGCUGUGUGUAAUUGCCAUUCUGAUAACAAAUUAUCAGACAUGCUUGCCCUUGUGGAAGAUGGAUAUUCUUGUACUUCUAAGCCAGAAGCUGACCGCAUUAAUUUUGGAAUUAAGUUACAAAAUGCUCUCCAAGAAUUUACUGGAUCUUUUCUUCCUCAUAUGAAGGAAGAAGAGGAGGUAUUCCAGCCUAUGUUGAUGAAGUAUUUUGAAUAUGAAGAAUUGAAGUGUUUGAAAGAGCAGGUCAUUGAAGAACACAGCAAAUGGCAUGUCUAUGAUACAGAAAAGCAUUUUUUGGAAGAAGCAGAAGCUGAUUUAAAAAUUGAUGCAGGUACUAGUGACUUGAAGGACAGUAUCUCCUGCUUACCUCCUGAAAUUUUGUCUCAUAUUUUGUCUUUCCUAUCGCCUCAAGAUCGUCUGCGUUGCUCAGGUGUUUGUCAUUUAUGGUAUGAUAUCGCACAUGGACCGUCUUUGUGGAAAGAAAUUUAUCCUUGUUUCUGGGGUCAUGGUAUCUGGGAAAAUUAUGAUGAUAACCAUGAAGAUCGCAUUGAAAAAUUUUAUUCAGACUCUAUUGGUAGUGCUCGUCGGUAUAGGGAUGAAGAUGCUGAUAUAGAUGAAUACGAAGAGGCUGAAUAUUUCUCAUCUGAAGAUGACUAUUCUGAGCAUUAUAUUGAAAAAUAUCAGAAAGAGAUUAAGUCUUUGGAUUCAAUCAUAAAAUAUCUUUUACCUUUGGUAGGAACCGGUGUUCAAAAAAUUGUCCUUUCAUCAUGUAGGAGCCUAACAAGUAAACAAUUGCGUUCAAUUCUAAUUCAGUGUCCAAAUGUGGCAUAUUUAGAUAUUUCAUACACAACAAUUUUGGAUUCUGCUUUCAAAGGGUUAAAAGAAUAUUCUUGCUGCUUGUACUUGCAGCAUUUAGAUAUGUCUGGAUGCAAGGCAGUGACUAAUUUAGGUCUGUUCAGGCUAGCUGAUUGCAUGGCUAUGUUGCCACCUCAUGUACCCAAUGCAUCUCACAAUCUUCGAGAUGUGUACCUUGAAGACUGUCAAAGGUAUCAAAAUCGUUUUCUGCCAUGUGAAAAUCCCAAUGACUGUUUUUGUGAAAUAGAGGAGAGUGGUCUUUGGCUGCAAAGAUCCAGUCCAUGUUAUCAGUGUAGAGCAAAUGAAUUUUGCACUUCUGUAUGCUUCUGGCAAAAAAAUGGGGUGAUGUGCCAUUUAGCAAAAUUAUCUUUGCAGUGUCCUUUCAUGAACUGUAGUGAACAAUUUCAAAUGCAGUCGGGACCUGCUUUAUAUUCUUCUGGUGCUAGCAGUAUCUUAAAGACGACAGGGACUUUAGUAAACGAUUCAUCGUCUAAUGAAUUACCCCAUGCUAGUUGUGAUGCCAGAUCCCUAAAGUAUCUUAAUCUUUCUGGUUGUAAAAAAAUCACUGAUGAAGGAUUGAGGUGCCUUUUGGAGGCCGGUAUACUGAGUGCAUUAGAAGUGUUAGAUGUGUCAGGAUGUUCACAGUUGACUGGUCCUGGGUUACGUUUUGUCACAGACUCAUUAAAAUCUUUACAGCCUGAAAAUAUUUUUUAUUGCGAUCAAAUUUUGGAUGGACCUUAUCCUGAAACUGCAAAUGGUUGCCAAAAUUUGGAAAGCAGGUUUAGAGCUUGCUGCUGCCGAAUGUUGUCGUGAACAGUGUUAGUAUUUUUUCAUGUAUGUAAAUAUAAUACCCUGUAACUGCUUAUUUGUAAAGAUACCAUUAAAUUCGUAUUCCUCAUUAUAGAUUAUAAUUAAAAUUACCUCUCUAGUAAUGUUACCAGAGUCAACUAUUAAAAUGUUUUUCUUACACCUGGAAAAAUAUUUUCCUGCUAUAUCAUUUCUACAAAUAUAAUCUUUAUAAUCAUCAUUUUUUCCUCUUUUAAAUCUAUGCAACAUUUUAUUUUUGUUUCUUUUCGGAAGAUAAUCAUUAUCUUAUAAAAUUAUAUGAAAAAUGUAAUUAAAAAUAUAUGUUGAUAACAUAGUAGGUGAAAAGUAAUUAGGAUUUUUUAAAAUUUUAAUUAUAAUUAUGUAGUCAGUAGAUUUAUUGGUAUUGCAUUUUUUCAAUGCAUUUUAACUUUUUCAUUGUUAUAUGUUUAAUUUACUAAAGGAAUGAAAAAAAUAUUUCAGCAUCAAACAUAAUUUUAAUGUUAAAAUAUGCUGUAUGAAUAUCUUAAUGUAAACAGCCAGUAAGAAAUUAGUUAAUUAUAAAUCUGGAAUUCAGUAUACCUAAAAUUCUAAUUUAAUUAUGCUUUUUUUUUUUAAAUCAUGGUUACAAAAUUCACAUCACAGAACAGUUUUUUGUCAGAUUUGGAAAAAGUGCAGUUGAAAUUUAAAAAUUGAUAUAUUAAUUAUUUCAAUCAGAUGAUUGCAUUACAAUUAAUUAAUGUAUGAAUUUAUAUUAAUUGAAUAACUGAACUAUCUUUGAAUAUGUAUCAUUGAAAAAAUGUAUUUUUCUUCUUAUAUCAAUAAAAUUGUGUUACGAAUGA